This is a messenger RNA of Arabis nemorensis, 330 nucleotides long. NCBI's taxonomy places the organism in Eukaryota, Viridiplantae, Streptophyta, Magnoliopsida, Brassicales, Brassicaceae. The record is from the annotation of a GenBank genome assembly.
AUGGUUUUGUCUUUCGAUCUUCACACCGAAACUUUCCAAGUCAUCGCUAAAGCUCCUUUUCUCCACGUCUCUGAUGAUAAGAAGAAGAUCUUCAUGUGCAACCUUGGCGAUCGUUUGUGCGUAUCCGAGGAAAAGUGGCUCGAACAAGUCAUAUGGUCGUUCGAUUCAGACCACAAGACAUGGAUGAAUAUAUGUUCCAUAGAUCUAAUCACAACUUCAUCUUUCUUUCCCUCACACAUAUUGCCGCUAGCGGUUUUGGACAAGGACAAGUUAUUGUUUUAUGAUCCUGAUUCUAGGAGGGCAUUGGUAACAUAUGAUCCCAAAAACUAA